Messenger RNA from Maylandia zebra (zebra mbuna), 978 nucleotides. RefSeq names its product small integral membrane protein 26. The record is from RefSeq and is a predicted model, not a curated record. Lineage: Eukaryota; Metazoa; Chordata; Actinopteri; Cichliformes; Cichlidae.
CUGUCAUGGCGGCGCCCAUAACGCUCUAGCGAAAGGAAUCUAAACACGUUCAUGAAAUAAUAAAGCGCUGUGGAGCGAAGCAGCCAUGAAGUUCAAAGAUCUGCUGAAGUGGAACGCCAGAGUAUCCGCCGUGUACGCGAUUGGUAUUUGGACCAUGGUCGGCUCGUACGCUUACCUGAAAUACACAGGUCGCUGCGAGGUCGCGCCAGUGAAAAAAGAAGAAGUGGAAGAGCCGCAGGAUCCAAACCAGGAGGUCUACAAGACGGCACACACCAAAACUGUCAUCACCUAUAAGAAAGACUUUGUCCCGUACACCACAAGGAUCUAUAAUCUCAUCUCAUCCUUCAGCAGCGAUCGAGGGGCUGGAGACGACAACAAAUGAACCUCUCCAGUUAAUAUUUAUGUAUUUCUGUGAGGACAUUAUAAUGUUUUUGUUUUUUAAGGAAACUCCAGCUGCGUGUCCACCUGUCCUGCUCUGAUGGCCUCAGCCAGCUUUUAGUAUCAAACUGUAAGCAGUAUUCAGUACUGUUCUGUAAUUCAGAUGCUCGUGGUGUGUAAAUAAACCCUCAAAAUGCAGAAAUCUGUUUCAGUAGAAAGAUUAAAGGUUCAUCUGUGAUUCAUGUUAUAGGUUGGAACAGGAUUUGGGGCCUAGUGAUGUUUAAUCCUGGAUUUUCAGUGUGACAGAGGUCGUUUACUUUUUACCUUAUGUUUGAUGAGUGAUGUCAACAGUUGUGAAGUCACCACCAGCUGACCAGUCAGUUCUCUGGAAAAUAAAACCACGACUCCAAGAAGAUCCUUCAGACCACAGAGCUCAGAUUAUAAUAAGAUGUAAAGUUUUUCAACAGCAUUUAAAGUCUUGGUCUUUCCAUGAUAAGCAUCAAUAAGAAAUACGCACUGGAGCCUUGGUCUACACCACAGGCCAGCAAGACAGUUUUCGGCCACCUGGGAUACCGAGUGGCUGAAAACAAAGAGGGAAGA